Molecule: messenger RNA, 1616 nt
Organism: Jatropha curcas
Lineage: Eukaryota; Viridiplantae; Streptophyta; Magnoliopsida; Malpighiales; Euphorbiaceae
Product: UDP-glycosyltransferase 708G1
Molecular function (GO): UDP-glucosyltransferase activity
Source: RefSeq, a predicted model, not a curated record
AACCUAAGGCUAAGAGCCUCCAAAAACUCAGAAGAAGAAGAAGAAAAAAAAAAAAAAUCAAACACCUGCUUACAGAGUCAACCGCAUGGAUCCUUCUCAUACACCAAAGAAGCCUCACAUAGCUCUCAUCCCCUCCGCCGGAAUGGGUCAUCUAACACCCUUUCUCCGGAUAGCUUCUCUUCUAUUGUCAAGAAACUGUAUUAUUACUCUUUUUACUCCAAAAUCCACCAUUUCUAAUGCAGAAUCUGAUCAUAUAUCUUUCUUUUUAACUAAAUACCCUCAAGUCAAGCAUCUUGAAUUUGAUAUAAUUCCGGUUCAAGCUUCUGGAAAUCAAGAUCCUUUCUUUGUUCAGUAUAAAGCUAUCAGUCGCUCUUCUCAUCUUCUCCGUCCUUUAUUAUCUUCCUCACCAUAUCCAUUCUCUGCUAUAUUUUGUGAUUUGCUUACAGCUAGAAGCAUAGCUGCAAUUUCUGCAGAUCUUAGCAUUCCUUAUUACGUUUUAAUAUCUACUUCUGCUAAGUUUCUGUCUUUCAUGUUAUAUCUACCCUUUCUUGUCUCCAAUCCUGAUAAAUUUAGUAUCAAUUCUACUGAAGUACAAAUCCCAGGCUUGACUCCAUUGCCUAUGAAAAGUAUUCCUUUGCCUUUCGUGAACCCAAAUCAUCUUCUUGCUUCAAGUAUAAUAGAAAAUGUUGGAUCUAUUCCAGAAGCUAAAGGAAUUCUGGUGAAUUCAUUUAAACAGUUUGAAGCAGAAACAUUUUCUGCUCUAAAUAAUUGUAAAGUUUUGAACAACCUUCCUCAGGUUCUUCCUAUUGGACCAUUACAAGCUUAUGACAUUGAAAAUGAUGAGAGCCAGUGUCUGUCGUGGCUCGACAACCAACCGGAGAAAUCUGUGGUAUAUGUGAACUUUGGAAGUAGAACAGCAAUGUCUAAUGACCAAAUAAAAGAAUUGGGACAUGGGUUAGAUAGAAGUGGCUGUAGAUUUUUAUGGGUAGUUAAGACUAGUACAGUUGAUAAAGAAGAUAAAGAAGGUUUAGAAGAGCUACUAGGCAACUCAUUUUUAGAAAGAGUGAAAAGUAAAGCUAUGGUGGUGAAGAGUUGGGUUAAUCAGGAGAAAAUUCUUGAACAUUCAGCUACUGGAGGGUUUAUUAGCCAUUGUGGAUGGAACUCAGUGACUGAAGCAGCCGCAAGAGGCAUGCCAGUAUUGGCCUGGCCAAUUCAUGGAGACCAAAGGGUAAAUGCAGAAGUUUUGCAGGAAGCAGGAUUGGGAAUAUUGGAGAAGACAUGGGGUAUGGGAAAUGAAAGAUUGGUUAAGCAGGAAGAGAUAGCUAAAAGGGUUUCAGAGUUUAUGAAUGAUGUAGAGUUGAGGAAUAGAGCUAUGAAGGUUGGGGAGGAAGCUAGAAAGGCUAUUGAACAUGGUGGGAGUUCUGAUAAGGCUAUUAUGGAAAUUAUUGAAAAACUAAGUUGAAACUUUUCAUGCUUUUCUUAUUUCUUAAGUUGAAAAAUCAAUGUAUCACCUACCCUACUUUCCCUAGUUUUUCAAUAAAAAAUAAACUAACAAUAUGUCAAGUCAUGAUAUCUUCGUUGAAUUGAACACUAAUCCAUAGAGGUUAUUCUCUAAA